Messenger RNA from Heterobilharzia americana, 582 nucleotides. The record is from the annotation of a GenBank genome assembly. NCBI's taxonomy places the organism in Eukaryota, Metazoa, Platyhelminthes, Trematoda, Strigeidida, Schistosomatidae.
AUGUGUGUUCUUCUGGGUCUUUUAAAAGGUGCAGGCUAUUGUGAGAUGAAACUAAUACAGCGUCUUGUUCGUGGUGUAUGGCUACCAGCAUCUAAUGAAUUUCUCCACCCCACUUUCACAACAAAAAUUUCGUUAAUUGCUGCAAUCGCUUACUAUAGUCAUCACUUGGAGUUCAUCCCACUACCGGAAAACCAAUUAUUCUUGGUCAUAAUGGGCGUAUUCGUUUACCUGAGAAUUACAAUGAUCCUUCUGGGAUUAAAAGAUCCAUUUGUUCCUUUUGAGAAUGCUGUUUGCAAAGUUUUGUUCGGCGGCAUUGUCGAUGCUAUUCGCAGUGCUUUUGAACGUAGUCGCAUUAGAACUGCCGAAUCUGUACCUCCAAAUCUUUCAAAUGUAAGUGGGACCACUACAUCAACGUCAACAGCUAGUAUGGCUGGGAAUGCAAACCUUUCUGCGUCUGGUACGGGCUCAGGACAGACUAAUCCCAGCCUAGCCAACAGUAAUGCAAACAAUGCCAAUUCGCCUGGAAUGCGUGAAGCUAUCAGUCGUCAGACUCCGUCUCCAAGCGAUAAAAAACGUGACUAG